Molecule: messenger RNA, 212 nt
Organism: Meloidogyne enterolobii
Lineage: Eukaryota; Metazoa; Nematoda; Chromadorea; Rhabditida; Meloidogynidae
Source: the annotation of a GenBank genome assembly
AAUUUUUAUCAAUGCUGCUUUUUAAUCUCUUAUUGUUUUAUUUUUGUCUCGAUAUUUUGAUAUUUUCAUACAUUUCGAUUUUUUAUGCACAAUUUAUUUUACCAGUUUUUUAUGUAUUAUGGCCAAAUCUAUUUUCAAUUUUUUUGUUUUUCUAUUGCAUGUUGCUAUUAAAGUUUUUUAUGUUUGUAUUUCCAUGUUUUACUUUUUUAUAA